Molecule: messenger RNA, 717 nt
Organism: Pieris napi
Lineage: Eukaryota; Metazoa; Arthropoda; Insecta; Lepidoptera; Pieridae
Exons: 5
Coding region: 87-521 (144 amino acids)
Molecular function (GO): odorant binding
Source: RefSeq, a predicted model, not a curated record
UUUACCGAAGUAUAUUAUAGUAUAUAACAUUGCAGAUAACUUUUUCUGUUUAUUUGCGAGAGAAUGUUGAAAUAGGACAGUGCAAAAUGCUUCCAAUAUUUUCAUUUCUAUUGUUUGUUUUGGCCUGCAAAGCGGAUCACACUGAAGAAAGAAACCGGGGAGCUACACUUAAACCGAUUUCAACGUGUUGUGAUAUCCCAGAGUUAGGUGACGAUAAGCAUUUAGCUGAGUGUUCUGUGCCUAAAUUGUCUGGACCCUGCAACGAUGUCCAAUGCGUCUUCGAAAAGUCUGGUUUUCUAGUGGACAAGUACACGAUAAACAAGGAAGCCUACAAAAAGCAUUUGCUGAAAUGGCUUGAGGGCCACGAGGCAUGGAAGGAUGCGAUCGACAAAGCCAUCAAAGACUGCGUAGACCGAGACUUGAGGCAGUACCUAGAUUACCCCUGCAAGGCCUACGACGUGUUUACUUGCACCGGUAUUGCCAUGCUUAAGAAAUGCCCUAAAGAGUUCUGGAAAUGCUGAAGAGACGAAACUGUUUUUUAAUACAAUUAUUGAAGUCAUAAUUUGACGUUUUUUAUUUUAAUAUUUAUAUACCUUUCUCUUUCCAAAUUAUAACCUACCUUAUGCUAUACAAAGACCAUAAACAACUGUAGACAAAUCAAUACUUUUGUUAAAUAUUGUAUUCUACAAGAGACUUAUUAAAAUUUAAAUCUUUCAA